AUGCGGUAUGGAAGAAAUCACACAGUGUGUACGACGAUGAAAGCUUGUAAACUCUCUAGAUGUGCGACACAAGGAUGUCACAAUAUUUCACAUGUUCAUUUCCGCAAUAUUGCAGUCAUUCUUAGCAAGCGUCUUCGUAAUCGACGUCAGGAAAAAGCAAUACUUAAUCCUUUAUUUUACGAUCCUCUGCAAAUAUCAAUUUUUGAAAAAGAAGAACCAGGCGCAUUUUGUGGUGGUCAGGAUGAUUUAUUGCACGACAUACGGAUUAAAGUACAGGAAACAGAAGGAAUAAUUCCACAAUUGCUGCGUAAAGGGUCUUUUUUGCAAGAGCGGUAUUUGUAUGCACGAAGUGAUUGCUUAGGCAAAUGUAUGAUAUUCGGUAAUGAUAUAGGAUGUGAAAUGGUGCCAGAGCAUGAUAUGGAAGUAAUUAAGACUGCUGUAUUCAAGCGUUUAGAACAUAUGGUAUUCUUCCAGUGCAGAGAGUAA
This is a messenger RNA of Thelazia callipaeda (thelaziosis nematode), 486 nucleotides long. The record is from the annotation of a GenBank genome assembly. NCBI's taxonomy places the organism in Eukaryota, Metazoa, Nematoda, Chromadorea, Rhabditida, Thelaziidae.